This is a messenger RNA of Rhizophagus irregularis DAOM 181602=DAOM 197198, 422 nucleotides long. The record is from RefSeq and is a predicted model, not a curated record. Lineage: Eukaryota; Fungi; Glomeromycota; Glomeromycetes; Glomerales; Glomeraceae.
AAUUAAAUUUACUUAUUAAAACCAUGACACCGAAACUUAAUGAUACUUAUAAUUCAAAAAUAUCAGUUAUAUAUUGGAGUAGAUCAAAGAAUGAUGAUCAUUUUAGUAAACGUAAAAAGAUAAUAAAAAAAUUAUUAGAAUCAUAUUUCAAAUCUGAAUGUAUUAAAAUUGAACAAAUUGUCAAAGAUACAAAUCAAUUUAUUGAAAAGAAAAAAGAUGAUGUAUUGGAACAAUUAUCAAAACCUGGAACAAAAAUAAUUUGUCCACCAUUAUAUAUUAAAUUAUCAACAAAAGAUAAAGAAUCUUUAAAUAUUUGGAAGAGUGAAAUUGAAGAAUCUUUAUUCGCUUCUAAAAUGAAAUUCAUUAAAUUUGAGAGUAGAUCAGAUAUUUUUCGUGCGACUCAUUUGGAACAUGAGAUUGAA